Molecule: messenger RNA, 5552 nt
Organism: Culicoides brevitarsis
Lineage: Eukaryota; Metazoa; Arthropoda; Insecta; Diptera; Ceratopogonidae
Gene: Ca-alpha1T
Product: voltage-dependent T-type calcium channel subunit alpha-1G
Exons: 32
Coding region: 51-5552 (1833 amino acids)
Biological process (GO): membrane depolarization during action potential; calcium ion transmembrane transport; calcium ion import
Cellular component (GO): neuron projection; voltage-gated sodium channel complex; voltage-gated calcium channel complex
Molecular function (GO): low voltage-gated calcium channel activity; voltage-gated sodium channel activity
Source: RefSeq, a predicted model, not a curated record
UUGAAAGAAUUUCCAUAAUCGUGAUUUUAUUUAACUGUAUUACACUUGGCAUGUAUCAACCAUGUGUAGAUGACGAGUGUAAACACAACAAAUGUAAAAUUUUGGAAGUUUUUGAUGACAUUAUAUUUGCAUUCUUUACUCUCGAAAUGACAAUCAAAAUCAUUGCAAUGGGCUUUUGUGGUGCAGGAACAUAUAUAGCAGAUUCUUGGAAUAGACUUGAUUUUUUCAUAGUUAUGUCGGGUGCUUUGGAAUACUGCCUUCAAAUUGAAAAUCUGAAUUUAACAGCAAUAAGGACAAUUAGAGUCUUAAGACCUUUGCGUGCAAUCAAUAGAAUACCUAGUAUGCGAAUAUUAGUUAUGCUUUUACUGGAUACCUUACCGAUGCUUGGAAACGUGCUCCUACUUUGUUUCUUUGUUUUCUUCAUUUUCGGAAUCGUUGGUGUUCAACUUUGGGAAGGAAUCCUAAGACAGCGAUGUGUACUGAAACUACCACCACAUGUGUCAAUGCCAGAUAUUCCUUUGUUCUAUGAAAUAUCCAAAGAAAUUGACUACAUAUGUACUAAGCCUGAAGACUCUGGAAUGCAUAUGUGCAACAAUUUACCGCCGCUUCAAAUCGGCAAAACAAUUUGUAAUGACACACCAGCUCCUUUUUCUUUGAAUCUCCCUAAGAAGGAUAGCUGCGUAAAUUGGAAUAAUUAUUAUACCAACUGUACUCAAUUGGGAGGAAAUCCCUUUCGCGGAACAAUAUCGUUUGAUAAUAUAGGUUUAGCUUGGGUCGCAAUAUUUUUGGUGAUUUCUCUAGAAGGAUGGACGGAUAUUAUGUAUUAUGUACAAGAUGCCCACAGCUUCUGGGACUGGAUUUAUUUUGUCCUCCUCAUUGUGAUUGGAUCCUUUUUCAUGAUAAACUUAUGUUUAGUAGUUAUUGCUACGCAAUUUUCAGAAACAAAAAAACGAGAAAUGGAGCGAAUGCGACAAGAAAGAGCACGAUUUACAUCUUCAUCUACUAUAGCAUCAAGUGCUAACAACUCUGAACCAACAAGUUGUUAUGGAGAAAUUAUAAAGUUAAUAGGACACUUGUACAGAAAGUUUAAAAGAAGAGCGAUAAGUAGAUCUAAUUUUAUUAGGAAUUGUAUAAACUGGUGUAACGAAGCUACAGAUGAAAAAGAUAAAGAUAAACAAAAUAACUGUCCUCUUCAUAAAAAUAGUAAUCCAGAAGGAAAAUUACGAAUUAAACUUCCACCAAGCUAUGCACAUGUCAUCAGCAAGUUCUCUGUGGAGGGUAGAACAAUAGAUCUGAGUAAUGGUAUGAAUCACAACAAAAUCGAGCCAAAAAAGGAAAAAUCAAGAACCCUUAUUUUAUUGAAACUUCCCAACCAAAUUGAAGCUGCCAAUCUUGCUCAACAUUUAAAGGCCUUGGAUGCCAGCAAAAUGCCACAAAAACGUCGUUCUUCGGUUCUUUUUAAUGAAUAUGUUAUACUUAACGCUCCAGUGGAAAACAACGAAAGCACAAAGAAGUCCGAUUCUUUAAGAGACGAUCAGACUUUAGAUAAGAUAAGUUCAUCAAAUGGACCUCAAUGGAAAAUAUACGACUUGGAUUCAACUGAAAAAAGAUUCAAUAUAUUAGAUUGGCAAAAUAGUAAUGCGAACAUUUUAAGCUGCCAAGAAUUGCUUGCCUUUUCUGUUGCAUUUUCGGCAGCGUUGUUGACAAACCGAUCCAUGCUUGAAUGUUUCCAUACUGUUGUUGUUAAAAAAUACAAAACCGAUGAAAAAGUAUCAUUAAAAAACUCUAUUCAAAAUCGAUUUACGUUAUUCAAAUGGUCGCCUAAAUUUCCUAAGAGAUCUAUAUUAUGUUCUUUUUCGUGUAUUUUUAAUUGCUUAACAAUUUUUCGACGGUGUGUUAACAAAAUUGUAGACCAUAAAUAUUUCCAACAAGGAAUUUUAUUGGCCAUAUUAAUAAACACUUUAAGCAUGGGUAUUGAGUAUCACAAUCAGCCAGAAGAGCUUACUUCAAUCGUAGAAACAAGCAAUAUUAUAUUUUCAUGCAUUUUUGCUGUUGAAAUGCUUUUAAAAUUGAUUGGAGAGGGACCAUUUAAAUAUAUUUCAAACGGUUUUAAUCUAUUCGAUGGAAUAAUAGUAAUUUUAAGUGUUAUUGAAAUAUGUCAAGCAGGACUAGGAGGUCGAGAGGCGAAUUCUGGAUUAAGCGUUUUAAGGACUUUUAGACUACUUCGUAUUUUAAAAUUGGUUCGGUUUAUGCCGAACUUACGAAGGCAGUUGUUUGUCAUGUUGAGGACUAUGGAUAAUGUUGCUGUUUUUUUUUCACUAUUAGUUUUAUUCAUUUUCAUAUUCAGUAUUCUCGGUAUGUAUUUAUUUGGUGGUAAAUUCUGUAAAUAUGUUGAUGGUAGUGAAGAACGAGAUUGUAAUUGCUUGGAAAUAGUGCAAAACGAUCCACUUUGUGAAUGUGACCGAAAACACUUUAACAAUAUUCUUUGGUCAACAGUUACAGUAUUUCAGAUAUUGACACAAGAAGAUUGGAACGUUGUUUUGUUUAAUGGAAUGGAAAAAACAUCUCACUGGGCUGCUCUGUAUUUUGUGGCUCUAAUGACUUUUGGUAACUAUGUCCUUUUCAACUUGUUAGUUGCAAUAUUAGUAGAAGGCUUUAGUUCUGAGAGAAAUGAAAGAAGAGAGAGAGAACAAAGAGAAUUCAUAAAAGCUAGAUUGAAAGAAGAAAGAUUGCAAGAGGAAUUGAACCAAAUGUUUGAAAACAAAUCUGUUUUAUGUGGUAAUGAAGAGAAUUUAGUGACAACGCAAAAUGUGAUGAACACCUCUAGUGCUCCAGUAAUUAUUACAACCUCAGCAACACCUGUUGAUUCACCUGUUUUGAGUAGUCAAGAAGAAGAUAACAACUAUAAUCUGAAUUUCUUACAAUUACCAACUUUUAACUCAAUAAAGUCAGAGAACGGACUACAUUUUAAAGAAAAUUAUGGCAAUCAAUACAAAACUAAUAUUUUUCCAACGGAUAACAAAACAAAACUUAUUGAGAAAAACAACAGCAAUGACAAAAAUGAUCAUCAUCGAAGUACAAUGAACACAAAUAUUUUGAUCAAAAACCUGGAAGAAAAGAAACUGCAUGUGAGUCCUCUAUUAAUAAAACAAACAGCUAAUGAAAAUAUUCAAAGAGACCUAAGCAGUUUGAGUACGUUGGAUAAGUAUGAAUCACCAAAAAUAAGCAGUAUUGACUUAUGCAAACAAAGGCCAAUGCUGAAUUUAAAAAAUUUGCAAGAUGUCUUAGAAAGCAAUUCAGAAACUAAUAUAGAAAAAUCAAAAACAUUUCUCGACAACUUACCACAGAUUCGAACUUUACUAGAAAACCGACAAGAUUUUUCAUUGUAUUUAUUUCAUGAAAAUAAUAAGUUUAGGAAAACUUGUACUUGGAUUAUUAAUCAAAAAUGGUUCGAUAAUGUUGUUCUGCUGUUUAUUGCACUUAAUUGCAUAACACUUGCAAUGGAGCGACCAAACAUUCCUCCCACAUCUACAGAAAGAGCGUUCCUUCAAACUGCAAACAACGUUUUUACUACUGUGUUUUCUAUAGAAAUGUUUAUAAAGGUUGUCUCAACCGGAAUGUUUUAUGGGAAAGGAGCAUAUUUUACGUCUGGUUGGAAUAUAAUGGAUGGCUCAUUGGUGUCAAUUUCAAUAAUAGAUUUACUUAUGUCUCUAAUAAGUGAUUCUAGCCCAAGAAUUUUUAAUAUCUUAAGGGUUUUCAGAUUGCUGAGGUCUUUAAGACCUUUGAGAGUAAUAAACCGCGCUCCCGGCUUAAAAUUGGUUGUACAAACACUUUUAUCAUCCUUACGUCCUAUCGGUAACAUUGUCCUGAUUUGUUGCACUUUUUUCAUCAUAUUUGGCAUAUUGGGAGUACAACUUUUUAAGGGAACAUUUUAUCACUGCGAAGGAACAAAUAUUAAAGAUGUCGUUAAUAAAACCCAAUGUCUUGAAAGAGAAGGAAACGCUUGGAUCAAUCGAAAAUACAAUUUUGAUGAUUUGGGAAAAGCAUUAAUGUCACUCUUUGUUUUAUCUUCAAGAGAUGGUUGGGUUAACAUAAUGUACACUGGAUUAGACUCAGUUGGUAUUGAUAUGCAACCUAUAGUAAACUACAAUGAAUGGCGGUUACUAUAUUUUAUUUCUUUUAUAUUGUUGGUUGGAUUUUUUGUUUUGAACAUGUUUGUUGGAGUUGUCGUAGAAAACUUUCAUCGCUGUCGUGAGGAACAAGAAAAAGAAGAGAAAAUGAGACGUCUUGCUAAAAGAGCUUUACAAAUUCAAAAACAUAAAAAACGUCGGAGUCAGCCACCAUAUUUUGCUUCUUAUAAUGCAACUCGCCUAUUUAUACAUAGUGUAGUGACAAGCAAAUACUUUGAUUUGGCCAUAGCAGCAGUUAUUGGUUUAAAUGUUGUUGGAAUGGCACUGGAAUAUUAUAUGAUGCCAAUUGCGUUAGAAUACACAUUAAAGAUUUUUAAUUAUUUUUUCACUGCGGUUUUCAUUGUUGAAGCAGUCAUGAAGCUUUGCGCUCUUGGUCCAGUAAUCUAUUUGAAAGAUAAGUGGAAUCAAUUAGAUGUGUUCAUUGUAUUAUUAUCAAUAAUUGGAAUUGUGUUGGAAGAACUAGAAACUAAUAUUAUUCCAAUAAAUCCAACCAUUAUCAGAGUGAUGCGAGUUUUGAGAAUCGCACGCGUCCUAAAGCUUUUAAAAAUGGCUAAAGGGAUUCGGGCAUUACUAGACACAGUUUGUCAGGCUUUACCACAAGUCGGUAAUCUAGGAUUGCUAUUUUUCCUGUUAUUUUUUAUCUUCGCCGCUCUUGGGGUGGAACUUUUUGGACGAUUGGAGUGUACAGAUGAAGUACCUUGCCAAGGUUUAGGAGAGCAUGCUCAUUUUGCAAACUUUGGAAUUGCAUUCUUGACAUUAUUUAGGAUUGCAACUGGUGACAAUUGGAACGGAAUCAUGAAAGACACGUUACGGGAUGAUUGCGAUGAUACAGCAGAUUGUGUAAAAAAUUGUUGUGUGAACCAUGUUGUGGCCCCAAUAUUUUUUGUUAUAUUUGUCCUUAUGGCACAAUUUGUUCUUGUCAACGUCGUAGUUGCUGUUUUGAUGAAGCAUUUGGAGGAAAGUCAUAGGCAAUUAGAAGAUGAUGAACUUGAUGAAUUAGAACGAAUACUUGAGGCUGAAUUAGCGUAUAAUGGUAUUAAUCCAUGUAUGGGUUUCAAUUCAAUUUUGAAGACUCCUAACGAAAACGUUAGUCCAAUUAAAAAAGUUAAUUCCUUACCAGAUUGUACGAUAGCAAAUACAAGCACCACGAAAGAUUCUAAUCUCUUGUCUCAAAAAUUGAAUAUUAACACAAACUCAAAAAAGAAUCAGACAAAUGUGGAAUUAAGUAGCUUAAAUAAUAAUACUACGAGUAUCUCAAAAUCGAAUCAUAUGAAAAGCAAAAUUAAAUCAAAUAAAAUGAAUGACGAUGAAAGCUCACUUCUUUUACCACAAAAAAAGAUUUGUGGUGUAAAUAGUCCUUAA